CGGCGAGCAGCGCCAUGUCGAAAGUGAUCCAGAAGAAGAACCACUGGACGACCAAGGUGCACCAGUGCGCGGUGAGCCGCGGGGCUCAGGGCCAGCUGGGGGUCACCAUCCUGGGGGGAGCGGAAUAUGGAGAGUUUCCUUACGUCGGGGCGACGGCCGAGGAGGACGGCGGCGGAGGCGACGGGAAGCUGGGCGAAGGGGAGCUCUUGUUGGAGGUGCAGGGCAUCCGGGUGUCGGGCUUGCCCCGCUACGACGUGCUGGGAGUUAUCCGCAGCUGCAAGGACCCCGUGCUUUUCAAAGCCGUCAGACAAGGAAGUCGUCUGAACAAAGAUCUGAGACAUUAUCUCAACCAGAGGUUUCAGAAAGGAUCUCCAGAUCACGAGCUGCAACAGACUAUUAGAGAUAACCUUUAUCGCCACGCUGUGCCUUGCACAACACGUCCUCCACGAGAAGGAGAAGUGCCUGGUGUGGACUAUAACUUUCUGACUGUGCAGGAGUUUCUUGAGCUUGAAAAAAGCGGGACUCUUCUUGAAGUGGGAACCUAUGAAGGUAACUACUAUGGAACACCCAAGCCUCCCAGCCAACCCCUCAGUGGGAAAGUGAAUAAUACUGAUGCUUUGCAAAACCUCCAGUCCGGCUCCAAGCAGUCGACCCCCAAGCGAACCAAGUCUUACAAUGAUAUGCAAAAUGCUGGCAUAGUGCAUACGGAGAAUGAAGAGGAAGAUGAUGUCCCUGAAAUGAACAGUAGCUUUACAGCAGACUCUGGUGAACAAGACGAGCACAAUACACACAGCACAAGAGAUUCGGCUCCCCCAUCUGUGAAUAAUAGCAGCAUCACCACUGUUCCCACCACGGAACCUUCUCAGAAGCUCCCUCAAUACCUACCUCCUUGUGCAGAGGAAAACUUGGGUCCUCUGCCUGAAAACUGGGAGAUGGCCUAUACAGAAAAUGGAGAAGUCUACUUUAUAGACCAUAACACUAAAACGACGUCUUGGCUAGACCCACGGUGCCUGAACAAACAGCAAAAGCCUCUAGAAGAAUGUGAAGAUGACGAAGGGGUACACACGGAGGAACUGGACAGUGAACUAGAACUACCUACUGGUUGGGAAAAGAUUGAAGAUCCUGUAUAUGGUGUCUACUAUGUAGAGACUGGAGUCCAGAUGGACAUGAGGGUAAACUUUGCAUUGGGCUCAAGCCACAUCAACCGGAAAACACAAUAUGAAAACCCAGUUCUGGAAGCUAAACGGAAGAAACAGCUUGAGCAACAGCAGCAGCAACCACCACAACCACCAGAAGAAUGGACAGCGGAGCACCCGCCACUUGCCCCUCCUGCUGUUCCAAACCACACUCCCAACAACCAGGAGACAGUUCGAGAUGCUCCAGUACAAACAGGAAAGCCGUUUUUCACACGGAACCCAUCUGAACUGAAAGGAAAGUUCAUUCACACCAAACUGAGGAAAAGCAGCAGGGGUUUCGGUUUCACCGUUGUCGGCGGGGAUGAACCGGAUGAAUUUCUUCAGAUAAAGAGUUUGGUGCUUGAUGGGCCUGCAGCCCUGGAUGGCAAAAUGGAAACAGGAGACGUUAUCGUCAGCGUGAAUGACACGUGUGUGCUGGGCCAUACGCACGCUCAAGUUGUCAAAAUCUUCCAGUCGAUCCCCAUCGGCGCCAGCGUGGAUCUAGAACUCUGCCGAGGCUAUCCUCUGCCUUUCGACCCCGACGAUCCCAACACGAGCCUAGUGACCUCUGUGGCCAUCUUGGAUAAAGAACCGAUCAUUGUGAACGGGCAGGAGAACUAUGACUCCCCUGCGAGUCACGGCAGCAAAACGGGGAAAGUAAAUGGGAUGAAGGAGCCCAGGCCCAGCAGCCCGGCUGAGGUUUCCUCGAACGGAUCCCACGGCUACCCCAAUGACACCGUCUCUUUGGCUUCUUCUAUAGCGACGCAACCUGAACUCAUAACUGUACAUAUAAUCAAAGGGCCCAUGGGCUUUGGCUUCACUAUAGCAGACAGUCCCGGGGGUGGGGGACAGAGAGUGAAGCAAAUCGUUGACAGCCCAAGGUGCCGAGGCCUAAAAGAAGGGGAUCUUAUAGUGGAAGUCAGUAAGAAGAAUGUCCAGAAUCUAACUCACAACCAAGUGGUGGAUAUGCUUAUCGAAUGCCCAAAAGGAAGCGAGGUGACACUGCUUGUACAGCGAGGAGGACUGCCAGCCCCUAAGAAGAGCCCAAAGUCGCAACCACUUGAAAGGAAAGACAGCCAAAACAGCUCUCAGCACAGCGUCUCCAGCCACCACAGCACCCACACCGCUUCACCUGUCCGCAGCACCCAGGUGCUUCCCGACUACCCUGCCACCGAAGCACCAGCUGCGGAGCAGCCAGACAACGCUGGGCAGAAGAAGCCAGAUCCAUUCAAAAUCUGGGCCCAGUCCAGGAGCAUGUAUGAAAGCCGACCUAUGUCACCUUCGCCUGCGACUGGACUGAGCAAGGGUGAAAGAGAGAGAGAAAUCAAUUCCACGAAUUUUGGAGAAUUUCCAGAUUAUCAAGAGCAGGAUAUUUUUCUAUGGAGGAAAGAGACUGGAUUUGGAUUUAGGAUUCUUGGUGGAAAUGAGCCUGGAGAACCUAUUUACAUUGGUCACAUUGUGCCACUGGGUGCUGCAGAUGCCGAUGGCCGCCUGCGAUCUGGGGACGAAUUGAUCUGCGUGGAUGGGACCCCUGUUGUCGGGAAAUCUCACCAGCUUGUAGUUCAGCUUAUGCAACAGGCCGCCAAGCAAGGCCAUGUCAAUCUGACUGUCAGGCGCAAAGUGGUUUACACAGUUCCGAAAGCAGAGAACGAGGUCCCCUCCCCAGCCUCCUCUCACCACAGCAGCAACCAGCCUGCUUCUCUGACAGAGGAGAAGCGCACUCCGCAGGGGAGCCAGAACUCGCUCAACACCGUCAGUUCCGGCAGCGGCAGCACCAGCGGAAUCGGCAGCGGAGGAGGCGGGGGCAGCGGUGUGGUCAGCACUGUGGUGCAGCCCUACGAUGUGGAAAUACGCCGCGGUGAGAAUGAAGGCUUUGGCUUUGUCAUCGUGUCUUCCGUUAGCCGGCCAGAAGCUGGAACGACGUUCGCGGGCAAUGCAUGUGUGGCCAUGCCUCACAAAAUAGGUCGAAUUAUUGAGGGGAGCCCAGCAGACCGCUGUGGGAAGCUGAAAGUGGGGGACCGGAUACUGGCCGUUAAUGGAUGCUCCAUCACCAACAAAUCACAUUCGGACAUCGUCAACCUAAUUAAAGAAGCGGGAAAUAUGGUUACUCUGCGCAUUAUCCCAGGGGAUGAAUCCUCCAAUGCAACCUUAUUGACCAAUGCAGAAAAAAUUGCUACAAUUACAACCACACAUACUCCUCAACAAAUGCCGCAGGAGACCAGGAACAACACAAAACCAAAGCAAGAGUCCCAAUUCGAUUUCAAACCACCCACAGCCUCACAGCCGGACCAGGAUUUUUACACAGUUGAGCUUGAAAGAGGAGCCAAAGGGUUUGGCUUUAGCCUACGAGGGGGCCGAGAAUAUAACAUGGAUCUCUAUGUGCUGCGGUUAGCGGAGGACGGUCCUGCUGAGAGAUGCGGGAAAAUGAGGAUCGGUGAUGAAAUCCUGGAGAUCAAUGGAGAAACCACAAAAAACAUGAAGCACGCCCGAGCCAUAGAACUAAUUAAAAAUGGUGGCCGCAAAGUUCGCCUGUUUCUCAAACGUGGAGAUGGCUCUGUACCAGAAUAUGACCCCAGCAGUGACAGGAACAGUCCAGCCACAGGUUCACAAAAUGUAUCGGAAGUGAAAAACAUGCCAUCUGACAGACGACAACACACAUCAUUGGAGCCCAGUUAUCCACCAGAUCUUCACAAAUCAUCACAACAUGGAGACAAGCGGAUAUAUGUUAAGGACCCAAAAGGCAGCAGAGAGUUUGGCAGACAAUCUAAUGAGCACCACACAUGGAAUGGAACUUCUAAAAACAGCAAUAGCAUAGCAGGCAGGGAAAAAGACAGGUGCCCGGAAGGCAGGAGAGACCGGCAACCGGAGAGGAUGGUGGUGAUCAAUGGACAAAAACGGAAAUCUUCCGAGAAGAGGAGGGAAGGGACCAGGAGUGCUGACAACACUUUGGAGAGAAGGGAAAGACAUGAGAAGAGGAGAGACUUUUCUCCAGAGAGACGGAGGGAGAGGUCACCAGCCCGCAGGAGGGAUGGCUCGCCAAGCAGAAGGAGGCGGUCGCUCGAAAGGCUUAUGGAUCAACGAAGGUCACCUGACAGGAAGAGGGAGAGCUCCCCCUCUGAAAGGAGGGCAAAGUCAACUGACAGGAGAAGGGAGAGGACCCCAGAACGGAGGAGAGAGAGGUCUCCUGACAAAAGGAAUAGAGAUGAUAGAGUGGGUUUCAGGGAGAAGGAAGAGCGUGCUCUAAAAUACGACACUAAUAAAAACAACAGGCACCCCCCUGAGCAAAGGCGGCGACCCUAUAAGGAAUGCAGUACUGACCUCAGUAUCUAGUGGGUUUUGCAAGAUCAAGAUACAACUGCGGCCUUUCCAGCAUUCAGAGUUCCCAAGAGCGCGAAGGUAGCAAGCUGGGAAUCCAUUUUAGUUCCCCACAUCCAAUGCCUCUGACAGCAACAGUGCAAUGAAAUCUAAAUCAUGAGAGUUUGUGCAAGUCUUGUGCCUGGUUUAUGACAACAUUAAAGUAUUUUCCAAUGUAUUCAUUAAAAAGAAAAAUGUCGCCAAAUGUUAGUCUUGAAGGAUUAUGAAAGUUGUGUUCUUCCAUAAUCAGUAACCAUAACGAGCAUAAAACCUUUCAUUGAUAA
Podarcis raffonei (Aeolian wall lizard) is the source of this 4813-nucleotide messenger RNA. It is a transcript of the gene MAGI1, whose product is annotated as membrane associated guanylate kinase, WW and PDZ domain containing 1. Gene Ontology annotation, molecular function: protein binding. Gene Ontology annotation, biological process: signal transduction. The coding region runs from base 15 to 4505 and encodes 1496 amino acids. NCBI's taxonomy places the organism in Eukaryota, Metazoa, Chordata, Lepidosauria, Squamata, Lacertidae. The transcript has 25 exons. The record is from RefSeq and is a predicted model, not a curated record. Gene Ontology annotation, cellular component: cytoplasm.